This is a messenger RNA of Echinops telfairi (small Madagascar hedgehog), 2004 nucleotides long. RefSeq names its product leukotriene A4 hydrolase (gene LTA4H). The transcript has 18 exons. Gene Ontology annotation, cellular component: nucleus; cytosol. Gene Ontology annotation, molecular function: aminopeptidase activity; metallopeptidase activity; leukotriene-A4 hydrolase activity. The record is from RefSeq and is a predicted model, not a curated record. Gene Ontology annotation, biological process: proteolysis; leukotriene biosynthetic process; peptide catabolic process. NCBI's taxonomy places the organism in Eukaryota, Metazoa, Chordata, Mammalia, Afrosoricida, Tenrecidae. Bases 63 to 1829 code for a protein of 588 amino acids.
AGUCGAGUAGUCUGGCAGCCAAGUUGGUUGGUGGCUCAGCGUGCCACGGUCCUGCCAGAGCCAUGCCGGAGGUCGUGGAUUCGUGCUCUUUAGCCUCUCCGGCUUCUGUCUGCCGGACCAAGCACCUGCAUCUGCGCUGCAGCGUCGACUUUGCUCGCCGGACGCUGACCGGGACCGCCUCGCUCACUGUCGAGGCUCAGGAGGACAAUCUGCGCAGCCUGACUUUGGAUACAAAAGACCUUACAAUAGAAAAAGUGGUCAUCAAUGGACAAGAAGUAAAAUACACUCUUGGAGAAAGACAGAGUUACAAAGGAUCGCCAAUGGAAAUCUUCCUCCCGGUUCCUCUGAGCAAAAAUCAAGAAGUCGUGAUAGAAAUUAAUUUUGAGACCUCUCCAAAAUCGACUGCUCUUCAGUGGCUCACUCCUGAACAAACUUCUGGGAAGGAACACCCGUAUCUCUUUAGUCAGUGCCAGGCCAUCCACUGCAGAGCCAUCCUUCCCUGCCAGGACACUCCUUCUGUGAAGUUAACCUACAGCGCAGAGGUGUCUGUUCCUAAAGAACUGGUGGCACUUAUGAGCGCCAUUCGUGAUGGGGAGGCGCCGCACCCGAAAGACCCAAGCCGGAAGAUCUUCCGAUUCAGUCAGAAAGUUCCCAUACCCUGCUACCUGAUUGCUUUAGUUGUUGGAGCUUUGGAAAGCAGGCAAAUUGGCCCAAGAACAUUGGUAUGGUCUGAGAAAGAGCAGAUAGAGAAGUGUGCUUAUGAGUUUUCGGAGACUGAAUCAAUGCUUCAGAUUGCGGAAGAUCUAGGAGGGCCGUACGUGUGGGGGCAAUAUGACCUACUGGUCCUACCGCCCUCCUUCCCUUACGGUGGCAUGGAGAAUCCUUGUCUGACUUUUGUGACUCCUACCCUACUGGCUGGUGACAAGUCACUCUCCAAUGUUAUCGCACAUGAAAUCUCUCACAGCUGGACAGGGAAUCUAGUGACCAACAGAACUUGGGAUCACUUUUGGUUAAAUGAAGGACAUACGGUGUACUUGGAACGCCAUAUUUGCGGACGAUUGUUUGGGGAGAAGUUCAGACAUUUCCAUGCCCUCGGAGGAUGGGGAGAACUACAGAACACAAUAAAGACUUUUGGGGACACACAUCCUUUCACCAAACUUGUGGUUGAUCUGAAGGACGUGGACCCUGACGUGGCCUAUUCGUCAAUUCCCUACGAAAAGGGCUUUGCUUUGCUCUUCUACCUGGAGCAACUUCUUGGAGGGCCAGAGGUUUUCCUGGGAUUCUUAAAGGCGUAUGUGAGGAAAUUUUCUUACCAGAGCAUAACCACUGAUGACUGGAAGGGGUUCCUCUACUCCUACUUCACAGACAAGAGUUAUGAUAUGACUCUGACAAAUGCUUGUGUUGCCUUAAGUCAAAGAUGGAUAAAUGCCAAAGAAAGUGAUUUUGGUUCAUUCAGCGCAGCAGACCUGAAGGAUCUCUCUUCCCAUCAGUUGAGUGAGUUUCUGGCAAAGAUGCUUCAGAACGCACCGCUUCCCCUGGGACACGUAAAGCGAAUGCAGGAAGUCUACAACCUGAAUGCCAUUAACAAUUCAGAAAUACGAUUCAGGUGGUUACGGCUCUGCAUCCAGUCCAAGUGGGAAGAAGCGAUCCCUCUGGCUCUGAGCAUGGCAACUGAGCAAGGAAGGAUGAAGUUUACGCGGCCCUUGUUUAAGGAUCUGGCUGCCUUUGACAAAUCCCGAGAUGUGGCCAUCAGCACCUAUAAGCAGCACAAAGCCAGCAUGCAUCCCGUGACGGCCAUGCUGGUGGGCAAAGACCUGAAAGUGGAGUAGGCCUGGCCUCUGGCUGUCCCCACAGAGGCUUUCUUUAAAAGUGAAUUCAUAAAAAAAUAGAUGCUUUGCCUUGGAUAUCUUUAAAAAUGUCAUUUCAGUUUGGGCUUUUUAUUGUUUGCUUUUUUUUUGUCAGUGCUUUUGCUAAAAUAAAGCCUUAAGUUGUUUGUAAAAUAAA